GAGACUCGGUUGGGAUUGUGGGAGCGAGCAGGAGCAGACCUCAUCAUCACCGUAAGGCGUUCUCGGUUUAAUCCUUUUUUUCCUUUACCCUGAGACAACGAAGAGAGACCGAAACAACGCUCCUUAUACCACCCUUUAAGACACUGUCGGCGUUUCCUGUCAAGCGACAGACCGGCUAGUUUUGUAGCCAUUAUAGAGCUACUUUUUUCUCCACGUUUGUACAGUAGAGUUGCGUCGCUGCCUUACUGGAUCUAAAGUGAGAUUUUUCCCCCCUCUUUUUUUCGUGAAGUGCUAGUGUGCACAAGAAGGCUUUCAGUCGCUAUCAUUCCGCUGGACGAGACGAGCGAAAAUCGCCUGUGUUAGCUGACACUUACCUGGCCGAUUACAUGCAUAAUAAAGAGUGGAUGCUGGAAUCUGUGAAUUGAGAGGAGCAAGUACAGAGAAGGAAAGCUGGUUUUGAGGAUACUCGGAAAGAGCGAAGGAAGAAAGAAAGAGUAAAGUACUUUGGGGAGAGGAGAGAAGAGAACGGGGACGAUGGGGAGGAAAAAGAUUCAGAUCACGCGGAUAAUGGAUGAACGCAACAGACAGGUGACGUUUACGAAAAGAAAGUUUGGUUUGAUGAAGAAGGCCUACGAGCUGAGCGUUUUGUGCGACUGUGAGAUCGCCCUCAUCAUCUUCAACAGCACCAACAAGCUGUUCCAGUAUGCCAGCACCGACAUGGACAAGGUGCUGCUCAAGUACACUGAGUACAACGAGCCGCACGAGAGCCGGACAAACUCGGACAUCGUGGAGACGUUGAGAAAGAAGGGCCUAAACGGCUGUGACAGCCCCGACCCCGACGCCGACGACUCGGUCGGCCACAGCCCCGAGUCCGAGGACAAGUACAGGAAAAUUAACGAAGACAUUGAUCUCAUGAUCAGCAGGCAGAGGCUGUGUCAGGCUGUUCCCCCCUCCAACUACGAGAUGCCGGUGUCCAACCCCAACAGCCUGAUCUACAGCCACCCCAGCGGCUCACUGGGCAACCACAACCUCCUGCCCCUGGCCCAUCACUCGCUGCAGCGCAACAGCAUGUCGCCCGGCGUCACGCACCGGCCCCCCAGUGCAGGCAACACAGGUGGCCUUAUGGGAGCUGACAUGACUACUGGUGCAGGCACCAGUGCUGGAAAUGGCUAUGGAAACCACCGCAACUCUCCUGGUCUGCUGGGCUCCCCGGGUGGCAUAAACAAGAACCUGCAGGCCAAGUCCCCCCCACCCAUGAACCUGGGCAUGAACAACCGCAAGCCGGACCUGCGCGUGCUCAUCCCGCCCGGCGCCAAGAACCCCAUGCCCUCCAUCAAUCAGAGAAUAAACAACUCACAGUCUGCUCAAUCAUUGGCUACCCCUGUGGUUUCUGUAGCAACGCCCACUCUGCCAGGCCAAGGAAUGGGCGGAUACCCCUCGGCGAUUUCUACCACAUAUGGUACUGAGUACUCCCUCAGCAGUGCAGACCUGUCAUCCCUCUCUGGCUUCAACAGCGCCAGCGCCCUGCACCUGGGCUCCAUGACCGGCUGGCAGCAGCAACACUUGCAGAACAUGCAGCACUCCGCCCUCAGCCAGUUAGGAAAUUGCACUAGCACUCACUUAUGUCAGAGUUCAAAUCUCUCCCUGCCUACUGCUCAAAGCCUGCACAUCAAGUCAGAACCUGUUUCUCCUCCUAGAGAUCGCACCAGCAGCACCCCCGCGGGCUACCUCCAGCAGCAGGCCCCGUCGCGCCAGGACUCGGGCCGCUCGCCCGUCGAUAGCCUCAGCAGCUGCAGCAGCUCGCACGAGGGCAGCGACCGCGAGGAGCACAGGAACGAGUUCCACUCGCCCCUGGGACUGGUGCGGCCCUCCCUGGACGAGCGGGAGAGCCCGUCCGUCAAACGUGUCCGCCUGUCAGAGGGCUGGGCCACAUGAUAGCCCCGCCCCCGGCCCCUCCC
Molecule: messenger RNA, 1958 nt
Organism: Megalops cyprinoides (Indo-Pacific tarpon)
Lineage: Eukaryota; Metazoa; Chordata; Actinopteri; Elopiformes; Megalopidae
Gene: mef2cb
Product: myocyte enhancer factor 2cb
Exons: 10
Coding region: 535-1935 (466 amino acids)
Biological process (GO): heart development; positive regulation of transcription by RNA polymerase II; cell differentiation
Molecular function (GO): histone deacetylase binding; DNA-binding transcription factor activity, RNA polymerase II-specific; protein dimerization activity
Source: RefSeq, a predicted model, not a curated record